Molecule: messenger RNA, 5019 nt
Organism: Parasteatoda tepidariorum (common house spider)
Lineage: Eukaryota; Metazoa; Arthropoda; Arachnida; Araneae; Theridiidae
Product: alpha-latrocrustotoxin-Lt1a
Molecular function (GO): protein binding
Source: RefSeq, a predicted model, not a curated record
UAAAUAUAUGGACUAAAAUAAAAUUCAGUCACAUACUUAUAAAUCCUCUAUUUCUUUCCUGCAUAAGGUAAGUAUCUAUUGGUAUCUAAACACUCAAGUAAGGAUACAGUUUUUCAUAAUUAUCAACCAUGACUUUGGGUUCUGAUGAAAAUUAUUCGGAGACGGGUAAAGCGUUGAUGCGUAUGACGAGGGAGAUGAGCCUAGAAGAGCAAGGGAAGAAUUGCAAAAAAAUUGAAAAAGGUAAGAAUUAUCUGGACACGGCAGUUGGUUUAGCAGGCGUUGCAUUAGGAGUCUUUGCCUUGUUUAGCAUGCCACUGCUAAUCGUGGUCUCCUCCGCUCUAUUAGUUAAUGUACUGAUUGCCAAGGCUUUAGUAACAGACGAGAACAUUGAGAGAGAAUGUGCUGAUCUCCCUUUUAAAGAGUUAGACGCAAAAAUGAAAGCUAGACAAGAAGAAACAGAUAGAAAAAUUGCAGAACAAACUGAAAUUUUGAAGGAAGUGAAUAAAAAAGUGGGACAAACUCUCGACAAAAUAGAAGAUGUUAGAAAGGAAAUGGGCGAUAGCUUUCAGAGGGUAUUGAAUAAAAUCGGGGAUGUAGAUGCCAGCAAUCCAGUUUCCGAAAUAAAAACUGCGAUCGAAUCCAUUUCAUUUGGGGAAGAGAACAAAAGGUUAGCGACUCCUGAGCGUUAUGUUUAUAUCAUCCAGCAAGAAGUAGCAACAAAUUCAGAUUCAUCUCUUUACAAUUACAUCGGACUUCAAGGUAGUCUGCAUAAGGCCAUUUUUGCAGUGAUUAACAAGAAGAAUACCAUCAAACCAAACAUUGCCCUUCCCGGACUCAACAUUGGAGUUACAACCUACGCAUCAACUGUUAUUACUCUCACUCAGCAACUACGUUACAUGUCGGAAUAUGUUUACCAAAAGGGUGAUUUGGAAAAGUUCAACGACUAUUUCAAUCGUCUUAUUUUUGAUUUCAAUCAUUUCAAAUUAAUAGUUAAUGGUUCCUCGAGAAAGCCAGGUAUAAUCGACCAAGUUACUCAGAUGUUAAACGACGCAAAAAGAAGCAAAAGCAAGCAAGAUCUUGGCGAAGAAUUGUUCGAAAAUAUUGGAACAUACAUCACCCAACUUAGUCAACUAAAACAAAAGAUUGCAGCACUUUCAUUACCAGUACUCGAAACCACUCUUGAUAAAAACAUUGAUAUUGAUUUCAACUCUAAAACUGGGUAUCAACGCAGUAGUUCUAACUUUUUAGACUGGAAAAGAGGCACAAAGGUGAGUUACGCGAUGCAAUUCGAAAAAGAUGGUAAGUAUUCUAAAGUUAGUGAUUGGACUUCACCACAGGAAAUAGUGGAUAUAGCCAAUCCAGAAAUUGUAUUCAGGAAAUCGAGCAAUAUGAAUAGAUUAGUUUUCCGAAAAUUUGAUAAUGGUGAUGCAGAAUUGGCAUAUAUCCUCCCUGGCUCAGAAGUAAAAUUUAGAGACGUCCACAGGGAUUUGUAUAAUUUAGCUUUUAAAAACUCACUCAGCGAGUCUCAGGUUUCAAGUAACAUGGAUAGACUCAUUAGAUUGGGAGCGAAUGUUAAGGCAGAGUUUGAGGGUAAACGAACCGUUAUUCAUGCGGCAGCUAUAGCUGGACGAUCUGUUAUGCUAGGUAAGAUAUUACAGAAAGACCGUUCUCUCAUUAAUAAACCAGAUAAAUUUGGCUUCACCCCUCUUCACCUAGCUGCGGAAAAUAAAAGAACCGCUUUUGCGCGAUGGCUAAUUAACCGUGGAGCAAAUGUUAAUUUACAAGGACAGGAAUAUAAAGUGACUCCACUGCAUCUGGCCGUGCGUUACCAUGCCGAAGAAAUUGUAGAAGACCUGUUGAGAAACUCGAAAAUUGACCCAAAUUUAAAAGACAUAGCCGGUCUCACUCCUUUGCACUAUGCUAUAACUGAUGAAAAUUACAAUAAAGAUCUUUUCCUUACACUAAUAGAAAAUGGGAAAACAAAUUUGAAUGCAAAGGAUAACAAUGGAUUAGCAGUCGUACAUUAUGCAACCAUACUCGAUAGAUGGGAAGAGGUAACUGAUUUAUCUACUAAAGACAAAAGAUUUGAUAUCUAUGCAAAGGAUAACCAACAAAUGUUAGCUGUUCAUUACGAUGCUAUGAAAGGAAACAAAGUGGAACAAUUAAUAUCUUCUAUAAUGUUUGAUGAAAAAGCAUCUAAGCUUAAUGAUGCAGCAGGCGAGAAACAUUGGACUCCUUUGCAUUUUGCCGUAUUUUUUAAGCAAACUGCUUGGGUACAGUAUCUGUUAAACUUUCAUGAAAAUGUGGUAUCAAAGGUUAAUGUUGAUGCCAAAGAUGUUGAUAAUCAGACACCUCUGCACUUAGCUGCUGCUGCUGGCUUGAAAGAAAUUGUCAAAGAGUUGCUGGCUAAGGGGGCAAAAGUUUAUGAAAAAACGAAGAAACAAAAUACACCUCUUGAUCUCGCAGUUAUGCAUAAUAGAAAAGAAGUUAUUGAUGAUUUGCUGACAUUUGAAAAAAAUCAAAUAUUGAAAAAUGGAAAGUCUGCUAAAGAAAAUGAUGCUAAGGCGUGUCAAUUAGCAAAGGGAGAGAUGUUAAAUCUACUGAAAAAGAAGAAUCGCUGUGGCAAUUUCCGCCGCUCGAUUGAAUCGAAUUCUAAAAACCCUGCUCCUGAAUUCACUCUUACGGGCAUGCUUGAAAACAGUAAUUUAAGACCUUUGUUAAAUUCGAAUAAAAUGAAAGAAAAUUUGGAAUUGAAAAACAUUAAACCUCUAACACAAAUGGAUGUAAAUGGCGCCUUGCUCUUACUGGAUCUCUUUGUACGGAAAGUGACAAACGAAAAAUACAAUUCUGCAUUGAUUGGUUCCGAAUCGUUGUUAGAUGCACGAGCUCGAGCUUUAAAUAUCACGGAUAAUUUGCAAAAGAUCAUGGAAAUGGCAGGAAAUGGUGGAGAUCUUUUUGACAUUCAUUCGAAGAUUUACAAGGCUAUUAUGAGGGGAAAUGAUUCUAAACUUGUAAAGGAAGUAUGCACUUAUUUAAACGAGUACUCCACUUUGGAACCACAGAAAGUUGAAAAUUUUAUUUCUGCAAUGGUUGAAAAUAAGUCAGUUAAAAUUACCAAGAAAAUAAUUCAAGGUAACUUUGAAAACUUAGUCGCGCAUAUUUGCUUUCAAAAUCACUACUAAAUCCUUUUCUUCUUUAAAGGAAGCCUAGUUUCAGAUAUAAUAACCGAUAACAGAAAAUUAAUACUUUUAGAAAGACAGUUUAGCUAAAUUAUUAUUUGAGAAUUCUUUAAUCCGAUUUUUUAAAAAAAACUGGUUGUAUGAAUCAUUAAGUUUAAUUUUAAAAAACAGGACUUUUACUCCCUCUUUGGCAUUUACUUGUUACAAUUAUUUCAAUAUAAAAUUUCCAAUUCGAUUCCAAAAGUAUUGAACUUUUUAUUUCCUAAAAACUUAUGUGGACGUUAACAUAAAUAUAUACCAAAUUAAUUUAAACAGCAUGGUUAUUCUUUUCAUAAUAGUGCUUCUUACAUCACUAAUAUAUAAUUUUCUGAUAUGAAUGCAUUCAUAUUUGUGAGAAAUGACUAUUUUUGAGUUAAUCAGAGCUUCCAGGACAAUAAAUAAAGACUUGAUAUCCACUCAAGGGAAAUAAAUGUGCGUAAGAUUUUGCGGUAUAAUAAUUUAUAUACGUUUAACAAAACAAAAUAAUUUCAGAUUAUUUAUAGAAAUUGAAUUUUAUAAGAACAAAAUUUUAUAAAAAUAAAAUUUUAAUAUAGAAAACUUCUUUUAACUGUAAAUAGCAAAUGACAAUGAAAUGUAAAUAAUGCUUGCUUAUCCCGUUAUUAUAAGUUUUUUUGGUUAAUUUUUAUUUAAUUAUUUUUGGUUCAUUUUUAUUAUUUAAAUAUAAAUUUUUUGGUCCUCUAUUGCAUUGUUUGUAAUGCAUUACGUAGAACAUGUUUUACUUUACGUUGAACAAUGAAAAAUAAACCUUUAAUUUUUUUUCAAUGCAGAAAUUUGAGUAUGAAAUAAUUUUUACUUGAAACGAUAUAUUUUCAAGAAUACAUUAAAAAAAUAUUUUGAAAUCUUUAUAAAAAAUUUUUAAAAUAUUAUUAAAUAUUUAUUUUUAAGACAAUAUUUCUUAAAAAAAUUACAAAACGUCAACAAUUUAUUGCAUUGUUGUCAUACUUUUCAAUACAUAUGGUUGUUUCUUUUUUAUAAAUAGAAUAACCCAAUAUUUAAAAAAAUAGUUUAUUUUUUAUUUUUUAUCUUCACAUUAAAAGUAUAUUUUCAUUUUAUCUAUUAUGUUGCUAAAAUAUAUUCAUGAAAUAUUAGGAUUAUAGCAAUCCACACAAAAAAUAGCAUAAUACAACAUAAAUAAAAAUUUUACUUUUGUUUAUAUUUAUACAGUUAUUUGAUGUAUUUUUUAUUUUGCUUGAAAACAUUUAAAGCUUAAUUUUUUAAUAGAAUUGCAUUUAAACUAAAUGUAUGUUCAAUUUAAAAAUAUGCAUCAUUUUAAAAAAAACUUGAAAUGUUAUGAUGAAUGAAUGUUUAGUAUUUCUAUUCUUUGUUUGCACAAAAAUAAUUUUUUUUUACAUUAUGAACAGUUUAUUUUGCAAGAACGUUUUUAUAACUUGUUCCUAACUUUCUUAACAACAGUAUUCUUGGGCAUAUGUAUAUUUAGAACUGUCCCUAAAAAGAGACAGAUUGUUCUAAUGAGUUAAUCAUGAAAAGUUUUUUUUAUGGAAUUUAUGUUUCCAAUUAAUUUAUUCUGUUCAUAAUAGAAUUCUUGAGCAUAUGCAUAUUUGCAUACGUCUCUUAAAAGGAACAGUGUGCGCUGAUGGGUUAACAAAAAAACUUUUUUUUAUAAAAUAUAUGUUUCUAAUUAAUUAAUUCUGUUUCUAAUAGAAUUUUUGAGCAUAUACUACAUAUUUAGAAACCCCUACAAAGCGCUAGAGAGCACUAAUAAGUUUACCAUGAAAAGUUUUAUGUUGAAUGUAAAUUUCUUAUUUAUUUAUUACGUUAA